Chrysoperla carnea is the source of this 844-nucleotide messenger RNA. It is a transcript of the gene RpL10, whose product is annotated as 60S ribosomal protein L10. The transcript has 5 exons. The record is from RefSeq and is a predicted model, not a curated record. Gene Ontology annotation, cellular component: cytosolic large ribosomal subunit; ribosome. NCBI's taxonomy places the organism in Eukaryota, Metazoa, Arthropoda, Insecta, Neuroptera, Chrysopidae. Gene Ontology annotation, molecular function: structural constituent of ribosome. Gene Ontology annotation, biological process: ribosomal large subunit assembly; translation. Bases 132 to 791 code for a protein of 219 amino acids.
AAAACUGACCGAUAGAUGGUAUUAGAUACGUAGUAACUAAAGUUGGUAAAACUGUGUUUCGUGUCAUAUUUGACUAAUAUCAUUCUUAUAAAUAUCUUUUUCGUUGAGUCCUAUUAACGGCAUUAGCCAAGAUGGGUCGACGUCCAGCAAGAUGUUACAGAUACUGUAAAAACAAACCAUACCCUAAAUCACGGUUUUGUCGGGGUGUACCAGAUCCAAAAAUUCGUAUUUUCGAUUUGGGUAAAAAGAAAGCAGCCGUAGAUGAUUUCCCACUAUGUGUACAUUUAGUGUCAGAUGAAUAUGAACAACUUAGUUCAGAAGCUUUAGAAGCUGGUCGUAUUUGCUGUAAUAAAUACCUUGUCAAAAAUUGUGGUAAAGAUCAAUUCCACAUUCGUAUGAGAUUACAUCCUUUCCAUGUUAUUCGAAUUAACAAGAUGUUGUCCUGUGCCGGAGCUGAUAGGCUCCAAACUGGAAUGAGAGGAGCUUUUGGAAAACCACAAGGAACAGUAGCUCGUGUAAACAUUGGUCAACCAAUCAUGAGUGUACGUUCAAGUGAACGUUACAAGGCCGCUGUUAUUGAAGCUUUACGUCGUGCCAAAUUCAAGUUCCCAGGUCGUCAAAAGAUCUAUGUAUCCAAAAAAUGGGGCUUCACAAAAUACGACCGUGAUGAAUAUGAACAAUUGAAAGCUGAUGGACGUUUAGCUCAAGAUGGAUGCAAUGUCCAAUAUCGUCCAGAACAUGGUCCAUUAGAUAAAUGGAAGAAAGUGCAGGAAGAAAUUGCUGCCUUAUAGAUUUUUUUUGUACAUCAAAAAUGUGAUUUAAAAAAAUAAAAAGUUUUAAAUCG